Callorhinchus milii (elephant shark) is the source of this 1215-nucleotide messenger RNA. RefSeq lists its product as uncharacterized. NCBI's taxonomy places the organism in Eukaryota, Metazoa, Chordata, Chondrichthyes, Chimaeriformes, Callorhinchidae. The coding region runs from base 58 to 1164 and encodes 368 amino acids. The transcript has 3 exons. The record is from RefSeq and is a predicted model, not a curated record.
GGCAGGUGAGAGAGAGAGAGAGAAAGAGAGAGAGAGAGCAAAAAAAAAGACCCCAAAAUGACCCAUUUCCCUGAGGCAGAGAGGAAGGGCUGCACAGAAAUCCUGCAAUCCCUGGACGUCAGUGACCUGCUGUCCCUGAGCGACACCCUGAGCUGCAAGAACAACAGUGGAAUACACCCAACAGAUGCCAUCGGAAUGGUUCUGAAUUGCAGCCAAAGUGCUGAGGAGCUGUUGAAACGGAGGAAGGUUCUGCGAAAAACGAUCUUCCAGUACUUGAUAAAACACGAAGUGCCCGUGUUAUCGUCUUUAGACAAACAGCAACUCAUUGACAAGGCUUUACAUUACUGGAGCGAUCAAGGAAGGAAGAGGAGAAUCCCGAAGAUUCCGGCUGUAAUUUAUACGCCGAAGCCAGUUCAGAAGACAGAUCUGGUUCAGAAAAUGCAGCAGGAAUUGGAGGUGGCCAAGCGCGGGGCGAUAGCGGAAAUCAAGGAGCAGGCAAGGAGAACAGCGGAACAGAUGCUUCAACGGGCAAAGGAUGAGGCGAGGAGCCCGCCGAGGGUAGCGCUGAAUAUUAAUAUGAAUAUUUCACAGCAGGCACAAGCGCAGCCUCAGAAAGAGCCCGUGGAGAACCCUGAUGGCCGGGUGUUCAGUGAGCAGUUCGGUCAAUGGUUCUUUGAGCUUCUGAAUUCACAAAACCCUCUGUUCGGCCGGCCCCCUGGAGACUGGGGCCCACAGCACUUUUGGGACGAUGCCGUCCUUUACUUCUCCUACUGCACCCACGAGGAGCGGCUUGAGGAGCAUCACGGAGCCUCGGUGGUCAGUCAGCGUCUGGUGUCCCUGGUCAAGGAUGAACGACUGCUCUUCAACCCUAACCUCAGUGCUGAUGGGCUGAAGUGCACAAGUAGCUCGCAUGGGCUGAUAGCUCUGGCCGUCGCUGGCACCGUUCACAAUGGUCCUCAGUGCCUGGGUCUGUUCGAGCAAGCCUUUGGGCUGAUCCGCUCUUCUGUCGGCGUUUGCAACUGGAAAAUCAAGUUUUCCAAACUUCACAUCAAAGCUCUGAGUAACCAGAAGAGCAACCUCCUACCCUGUGUUUCCGUGCAGGUGACCAUGCUGCAGCAGUAUCUCAAUGAGCUACACGCUUCCUCCAAGUUUGGAGUUCUGUAAGGUAGCGGUUAGCACGCUCACCUCACAAAUGAAGAGACUUGUGUUUGAUUC